Molecule: messenger RNA, 2411 nt
Organism: Thamnophis elegans (Western terrestrial garter snake)
Lineage: Eukaryota; Metazoa; Chordata; Lepidosauria; Squamata; Natricidae
Product: centromere protein Q-like
Exons: 8
Coding region: 111-806 (231 amino acids)
Source: RefSeq, a predicted model, not a curated record
GGGGGAAACCAUGAGCGCCCGCAAUUUUUGAAUUCGCACGAACGGCCGAUCUGGAGAGGGAGUAACCGUAGAAAUAAAAACGAAAGAAAUACUGCUUGCUAGCUUGGAAAAUGGAAGAGGAAGAGGAAACAAUGUUUCUUGACGUUGAAACAGAAUCUCCGGAAACAAAAUUCAAGAUAGUAUCUUCAAAACAAAAGGUGAAAUGCCAACGACUUCCAAAGAACAUUAAAAAGAGUCUAGAAUCCAAGAUCCAUUGGACAAUAAUAGCUAUUCUCUAUGAAAUUACACAAGAUUACAAUGAAACUGAAAAGCACUUGAAUAUCCUCAAGGAAAGGCUUCUGAAAUGUAUUGCAACUUUGGAAGUUCCUGUGGAUGAGCUGAAUUAUCUGAGCAAUGUACAAAAGGUUCUAAAAGAAGAAAACAAAAAGUAUAUUUUAAUGGAAGAAGGAUUGCAGCAUCUGGAGGAAGAAAUAACCAAAGAUGUCUCAACAUUACAUACAGUGGAUGAAAAAGUGCAAAUACUUCAAAAGAAAAUAAAAGCAUUAAAACAUGAGCUGGCAACAUUAGAAACAGAAGCAGAUGAGUUAUUUCAUAGAGAUGCUAAACAUGACCUAGGUCUUCCUGGUCUUUCAGUGGAAUAUUUCAAACUACCUACUCUUCAGAAUGAGAUUUUGAAGAUUGGAAACCCACACGCUCUUCUUGAUGACAUGAAUAUCAUUCAGCAAUCAGAUGAGAUGAAGAAUAUGAUGGGAUUUCUAGAACAAUUAUAUGAAAAGGCAGACCAUCGAUGUACAGAAGAACAAUGAAGUAGCCUAUAUCUUUAGUUCCUUUCGUCUUCCAAGGAAAUAUUUGAAAGAAAUAGUUUCCCUAACAUGAUUUGCAUUCUGCAAUUCUCCAGUGACAUUGUGAAAAUUUUGGAUGUAAUUAAGAAAAUAUAAUCUAUGAUUUUAUUCGGGUAAAGAUAUCAAGAGAUAGACUUUUCACUAACAAGCUAAUCCCAUUCUUUUGACUAACUACCAUUAAGAUUUGAUGCAAAACUCUUCAUGUUGACAAAAUAAAUUUUUAAAAGCCUUUGGGACUAGUAUUCCACAUAAGGGGUUGUAGUUUCUUUUUGAAUAUGCUAGUGUAAUUUAGCUGCAAGGAGAUCUGAUGCUUGAGAAACAUGUACAAAUGCAGAUAACAACAUUUAAUUACUUCAUUGGCAAGCUGAUUUAAGCAUAAACAAGUUUUCACUAGAGACUUACGGCUCAGUUAAACUCUGAGCUAAUGAGCAACAAGUUUCUGGCUCUGAAAAAUCAAAGAGUAGCAGUUUAUUUUUCCCCUGGAACUGGAUAUUUGUCAUCUGCAAAUUUUUGUGGAUGUGGGUAAAGAAUAUAAGCUGCUUACUUAGGAGGCUAAUGCUCCAGGAUUCUUAAAUAUGUUUUUUUUCUUUCACUCUUUCUUUCACCUGUAGUUGCAGAGUAUUAUACAGCAGGUUAAGGUAUCUUUCUUCACUUGGAAUUGUAUCUGAGAAAAAGAGAAUGAGAGUCAAAACAACACUAUGCUCAACCAGCAUUAUUAUUUUUUGGGAACCUAUAAUACUUAAAUUUCUAGAUCUUAAAUGGAAAAAGCAGUUGCUUCUUCCAUUUUUGUCUUUAGAAAUAGGUCUAGGGGGGAAAGGUGGUAUUAGUUUCAAGAAAGAUUAAUCAUGUCAUUCUUUUAAACUGUUGUUGAAUGAGUUGCUCACUUGGCCACCAAAGGUAAGUCUUUACUCCUUCCAGAUGGUGGUGGGAGAAAAUCUUUAAAAUGGACUGGGCUUAUUGUGUUGUUCUCUCUUUAGAUAUCAGGCAAUAUCAUUAGUUGCUUCAAGUAUCCCGGUUAAUACUGAACAUUAAGAUGUCCAAUCACAUCUAAUGAAAAUGAUAAUUUUAUUUUUAUAUUUAAAAAGAUCAAUCUUGUAUAUAAUCAAGCAAUAGACCUGCUAUUGGCUGUUGCCUGUCCUUUGAAGUAUAAUUGGUUCUCAUGGAUAUUGAAAUUAAUACUUAAAAGUAGGAGAAGCCUAAAUUUGAACUAUUUUAAUUAUAGAGUAUCAUUCUUCACUCAGAUUACCAUUGAAAGAAAAUAAUACCUGAUUCUCCUUGGAUUUAAGAACAAGAUUAGGGGAUAAUUCUCUUUCUCAGGGUUGUAUUUCUCUCUGUUAAUUUUUAAGGGAUAUUCGCUUUUGGAAAAUAAGAUAAAUUUCUGUAGUUAUCACCUUGGCCUAGAUAUCCUUUUUCCUUUUUUUGAGAGAGUUGUAUAUAUUAAAAAUAAACAUGCUUUUUUGAUACAGCCCUAAAGAAUACUGUGUUGUCAGUGAGGUAAAGAGCCAAGGUGGCACCGUGGUUAGAGUGCAUUACUGCAAGCCAGCUGCAGUUUGGCAAUUCAAAUCUCAC